Molecule: messenger RNA, 5844 nt
Organism: Pteronotus mesoamericanus
Lineage: Eukaryota; Metazoa; Chordata; Mammalia; Chiroptera; Mormoopidae
Gene: PPP1R3A
Product: protein phosphatase 1 regulatory subunit 3A
Exons: 4
Coding region: 36-3371 (1111 amino acids)
Biological process (GO): regulation of glycogen biosynthetic process
Cellular component (GO): protein phosphatase type 1 complex
Molecular function (GO): glycogen binding; protein phosphatase 1 binding
Source: RefSeq, a predicted model, not a curated record
CCCUUAUUUGAUAUCAGAAUCCAGCGGAGCCUUCAAUGGAGCCUUCUGAAGAACCUAGUCAGAUUAACAAAGAUAACUUUUUAGAAGUUCCUAACUUAUCUGAUUUUCUUCCUGAAGAUGAAGAAGUUAGGGCUACUUUCAGACCUGGUUUCUCCCCUCAACCUAGUAGACGAGGUUCUGAUUCUUCUGAAGAUGUGUACCUGGACACUCCAUCUGCAGGUACGAGAAGAGUUUCAUUUGCUGACACCUUUGGAUUCAAUCUUGUAUCUGUCAAAGAAUUUGAUUGCUGGGACUUACCAAGUGUUUUAACCAAUUUUGACUUAAGGAAGGACAUUUUCCACCCAGAAGAAUAUGUAUUAUCUCCACUAUUUGACUUACCUUCUUCAGAAGAACUUAUGCAACAACUUCAAGUACAUAAAGCGAUACUGGAGUCAGCUGAGUAUCUUCCUGGGUGUACAAGUAUGAAAGGCAUUAUUCGAGUUUUAAAUAUUUCUUUUGAAAAGUUAGUAUAUGUGAGAAUGUCCUUAGAUGAUUGGCAGACACAUUAUGACAUGUUAGCAGAAUAUGUCCCAAAUUCAUGUGACGGUGAAACAGAUCAGUUCUCUUUUAAGAUUUCUUUGGUUCCUCCUUACCAAAAAGAUGGCAGUAAAGUUGAGUUUUGUAUACGUUAUGAAACUUCUGUUGGUAUAUUUUGGUCAAAUAAUAAUGGUGCAAAUUACAUAUUGGUUUGUCAAAAGAAAGAACAAGAGCUGAAGCCUGUAAAAUCUUGGGAAGGAGUUUCUAAUAGACAAAUAAAAGGCUGUUUAAAGGUAAAAUCAAGUAAAGAAGAAUCAUCAGUAACAUCAUAUGAGAAUAACUUUGAGAAUUCAAAGGUUACAGAUACCUAUAUCCCAAUAAUUGUUUGUUCUCAUGAGGAGAAGGAAGACUUGGAAACUGGUAAUCAAAAUGUAAAAGAUGUAAACAGGGAGCAUGAUGAGCAUAAUGAAAAAGAAUUAAAGCUGAUGGUAAAUGAAUGCUUAAUCAGAAGUUCUGCUUCUAAAGAUGAAAAUAAUACAUUUUCAAAAAGUACAGUCAAUUUUCCAAAUAAAGCUGAAGGGUUAGAGAAGAAGUAUAUUUAUGAUGAAGUACACACUGACUUGCUUAAAAGGACUUUGUCAUCAUGUUCAUCGCCAGAAACCUCCUUAAAGAGAGAUUUUUACCAUGAUGAAAUUUUUUUCUCAGGAAAUGAGUGUAGCCAUCAACCUUCAGAGGAAAUUACUUCAGAUAUGAGAAAAAUCAAGCCAUCGUUGAGAAAUAUUGGCAGUGAUAAAUUAGUGAAAUCACAUAUCAGUAUCAAAGAAGCAUUGGAUGAUAACGCUAAUCCAGAUAAAAGAAGAGGAAGAGUACAAAUAUCUUGUCCCUCCUCAGAUCAACUAAUGGCAAACAACCUUAAUAAAAAACAUGAAGGAGAAGCUAUAAAAAUUAAAAUAAAAGAUUGGGAAUGUUUAAGAAGAGAUUUAUAUUCAGAUUUUCAUUUGGGAGAAUCCAUUGAAAAAGGAUCUUCAAAGAAAGAUUAUGGGAAUGGUACAAAUGAGAAGGAGAAACAUUUAAGUGUUAAUGAAAAACAAAGCAAAUGUCUUCAAUCAAUAUUACAUGACCAAGAGAAGACAAACCACUCUGAAAUAAAUGUGGAUAAGAUUGGAGCUAGUUGCAGGGAACUAACUGUUCUGAUGAGUAAAGAUACCACAGCUUCUGACCAGACAAUCAGAACAGAUUUGUCUCAGUCACCAACAGGAAAUCUAGGUCAGGAAGAAGCUGUGUUAACAACCCCAGAGUGUGACAUCUCAACUAGUAAAGGCACUACUUUAGGAAUGAUGCCUGAUCAAGUUUGUUCAGGAAAUAGAGGUAUUUUGAGAAAUGAUCAUCUUUUCCAAGCUGAAGAAGAAAAUUCAUACGGGAUUAGUCCUGAAGAUCAGAAUAAGAACAAACAGCAUAAACAACCAUGGAAUGUUCUGGAAGGUCAGGAAAAAGCAAGAGAGAGUAAGGCAAAUACAACAGAGCAUAUCAAAGAACAAGCAGAUUGUGAAGACAUGUGGGAUAAAAGAGAUAAUACAAAGAAUUUGAACGCUACUCCUACAGAAAAAUUGUUUACCUGCCAAGAAACUGUGAGCUGUGCACUGUCUUCUCUAACUGAUCAUGAUAUUACUGAGAAAGCAGAAGCAGGUACAGCUUAUAUAAUUAAGACAACAUCAGAAAGUGCUCUAGAAAGCAUGUCUGUUAGAGAAAAAGCAAUAAAUGCUAAGCUAUCUCAAGGGACUGCACAAAAUGACAAGCCCAUUGAGUUAAAGGAAACAGUGUUUGACAUACAUGAAGGGAGAAAGGAUGACUCACAUUAUACCUUUUGUCAAGGAGAUAACAUAAGUAUAAUCUAUGACAAUGAUUUUGAAAAGAAAACACAUUUAGAUAUUUAUAAUGUACAUGUAGAUGAAAUGGAGAGUGACGAAACCCUACCUAUGUACAAUCCUCCAAAGAAAUGUAGCAUUGGAAAUAUAACAUCUGUAGAAGAAUCCUUGCAGGUCUUUAGAGGCAAUCAAAAACCAGACUCAAAACUGAAUUUGUAUUUGAGAAUGUUACCAACAGACAAAAAAACAUUUCCAAAAAGUAGAGAUCAUGGGCAGGUCCAAGAAUUAUCAAAGGGAAUUGAUGUAGGUGCCAUUAUUAAUUCUGCUUUAAAUUCAGACCCUAAUAGGCUGUCUGAGAAUGGCUCUCAUAUUUCCAAUCACUGUGCUAAAACUCCAGUGUCAUCUUAUGAACAGGCAGUUGCUAUAGAGAGUACAGUUACUACCAUGACUCUCCAAUCUAUUCCUUCUAAAUCAGAAUAUAAUUUUAAUCCAUCAAGUGCAGUACAAGGUAUUGAAAAAUACCCACAUCCUUGGGAUAUACCUGAAGAAGUUUCCAAAAGUUCAGGAAUAAUGACAUCAGUUAGAAGAGAAAAAUGUAUAGGUCCGAUUUUCCAACAAGGAAAAUGCAAUGUGAAAAAAUAUUUAGGGCCAAUGGCUUUACUCACCGAAGAUAUUGAAAAUGUAGAAGAGGCAAAACAUAAAAACGAAGGAUUGUUAAAUUCUGAACAAUCACUGUGUUCUCCAAGUGACAAGGAAUCUGAGAGCUCUGCUUCUGCUAAUCUCCAUGACCCAGAAUGUCAAGCUCAAAGCAGUGGAUCUCUGCUUUUGAAAUACAUCAACUCAAACACAUCUUAUUUUCUUUUGUUUCUGAUAUUUCUUGUAACUAUUUACCAGUAUGACUUAAUGAUCAGCUUGGCAUUCUACCUUUUUUUGUUGUACUGCCUAUCUUGGGAUGGGGGGAGACAAAAAAAGUCUGUCAGAAAAAAGUAAACUUGGGAUUACUAUUAUUUUUCUUCAAAGAUAAGCUAUUUAGCCCCAAACAUUUGGAUUGGUGAAAAAGACAAUUCAUUGUUCAAAGAGCCAGUGCGGUUUUUCUCUUAAAGUAUGAUUUUAAAAGGAAUGCAUAUGAAAUUUGCUCCUUCAAUAAGUAAUUAUUCUUUGUAGGACCAUUAUGCUUGGAUCAUUAAAUACCUAUAUGAAUAUGAGACCUGAAGCACAUCAAGUUGAAAUUAGGUACAACUGUUGCUCCUUAGCAGCUUAUGAGUUGCAAUGCUUCAUGUCUCUUCACUACUUAAAGUGCCACUUCUUGCAUUCAUUUCUUUCGCAGUAAAGCUUCAUUUUAUUUUCCCUAAGAGUAUGUUUUCCUCUUUGGUUUUUAAAAAUAAAUAAACCAUUUAGUACUGACCAUGAAUUUGCAUUUUACCACUGUAUGGUUUAUCAGCACAUUUUGAUAGAUUAAAUUUUUCAACUUCAAUUUAAUAUUUUAAGAACAAUACACAUAUGUUAAAAUAUGUAAACUCAAAUUGAAGAAACAUGUCACUUGUUUGAAUUGAAUAAUACUUUGUACACACACAUACCUUUCACCUCCUUUACUUCCUGACUAUAAAAGUCAGGACAUUUAUAAAUCAAAUCUGACAAAGACUGAAACAAUUGGCAGACGAUCUUUCAAUUCUACAAAAUUUUGUGGAUGGGCUGUCUUUAAGUAGUUUUUCUCUCUUAUAAAGGGAGAUUGUGUAACAUAGUUGAAUAAUUACAAUUCCAACUAUUACUCAGAGUGAAAAUUUUAAAGUUCUACAAACAUUGCUUUAACUUUUAUUAAUAAUAAUAAUAAUAGUUUAAAAAUACUUCCAAAUGAACUAUUCUACUUGGUAAUAUUUAUUGUCCUCACAUAAAUUUUUAAUCUCUUCUCACUAUAAGACAAUGAAUUAUUCCUCAAGGUGCAUUUAGAUAACAAACAACUAAUCAUUAGUAAUAUUUAUUAUAUAACUAUCAGGUUGUUAGAAAAAUAACUCAAAUUUUAAACUAAGCAGAUAAGUAGAUAUGGAAAUCUACUGAAGAAGAAAUGAAUAUCGAUUGCAGGCAUGAUUUUGGAUAUUGUUAUUAUCUAGGCUAAGUCUGUGAAAUAAUGGAACUGGUCAUUUAGUCACAUAGGGAUAAUGCAAUCAUUCUUAUACAAGCAAUUUUACUGAUCCGAAGUCAGACGUCUUCUGAAUGACUACUAUAAUUUCAAGUUCCACUGAAAUUAAAUGCUGGACUUUUAACUUUUUAGUUGAACAAAUACAAAUAUCCUUAAACAGAACUUAGCAAAAAUAUUUGAUUCAGAAAGCACAUUUUUAUUAAAUACAAGUGGAAUACUGUAGGUCAUACCUAGAGUGUUCUCUCUAAAAUUGCUGUUCUGCUGACUUUGUUGACAGAUACAAAUUAUAGUGAUGUUAAGGUUAGUAUUUAUUCAGUUCUCAGUAGCUUGGGUUUUUCUUUCUACCUUUAAGAUUUUCAUUCAAAAUACCAUAUCUCCUUAAUGCAAAGAAUACUACAGUACUUCAUGAACACAGGUGCAUAGACUGUAAUAAUUCCUUUAUUCACAAAAGAAUGUAACUUCUUUGAUUUCUUUUAUUUAAUUCUUGGUAACAUUAACUUACUAAACAUUCUCAUACAUAUUUGUUAUAUGACAACCAAAGGAUUUAAAUACUCACUGUAUAUUUCCCUGCCUGCAAUGAAAAAAUGUGACUUAAUUGACUUUUCAAAUAUUACUUAUGAAACAUUUGAAAUAGUCAUAAACUUAUAAAACCAUUGCUGGGUGAAGAGGUAGAUUUUUGAAACAUGACUUAGUCACAUCACUAUGUUGAACAAGAAAAGUAGAUCUCAGGAAGACCUGGCAAAGCCUGGUUAAGAAAGAUUUGAUUGUGAAUCAUUAUGUCAAGGGUGAUCUCUGCAAGCACAGCUGCAUUCACUGUGUCUUCAAAGCCUUAGGUAAGAGCCAAAAGAGGGUGUGUCAUGCAAAUAAGCUAAAAUUCACUGCACAUUUGCUUCUUAUAGUGGGUAAAAAAUAUGAUAUCUGAUAUUCUAACUACGACCUUUUGUCUUGCUGGGCUUCUAUUAGGAACAGAAUUACAAAAAUUAAUUGGCAAGUCUAGCAAGUGUAGAUAGUAAAAUCAUGUUAAAAAUUUACAUCUGUAUAAGACAAAUAUGUUUUUCACCAUAAUAAGAAAUGAAUCAUUGAAAUAACAUUCAUCCCUCAACAUUUAAUAACAUUGGAUUAAUGCAGUUGUGUUUCCCUGCUGAGCUGCAGUAUUUUGAUAGUAAAUUAUUUCAUAGAAUACAUAUAGAUAUACAUAUACAUACAUAUUUUGUUACAAUUUUGUGAAACAGGAUUAUGUUUUAUUUUUCAUCUUAAAUCAGUCUGCUGGUUAAACAUGUGCACCAAAUUUGGGAAAUAAAUAAAAUACUUUAUUUUUUCCAAAUA